CGCCUGGGUGAUUUGGCCAUUUUCGACCUAAACUGCAAACGAGGGAGUUAUUUUACAGUGAGAUCGAAAAACGAAAUAUUAAAUAUUAAAAAUGGCACCUAUGUCAGUUUUUGUUGGAGGAUUAGCUGAAGAUACUCAGAAGGAGGAUUUGGAGAGGGAAUUUAGCCGUUUUGGCAAUUUAACUAAAGUUUGGGUUGCUCGUAACCCACCAGGAUUUGCUUUCAUCGAUUUUGAAAAUGACGAUGAAGCAAAUGAAGCUAUCAAGGAAAUGAAUGGUACAACUUUCAAUGGUUCUGAAAUCAGGGUUGAUGUUUCUCGAAGCAAUGGCCGACGCUCCCGUGGCGGAUUCCGAGGAGGUCGAGAUGGAGGAGGAUUCAGCAGAGGUGGCCGAGAUGGCGGUUUCUCCCGUGGUAGACGAGGUGGCUUCGACUCUGGUUCUGGCUUCAGGAGAGGUGGUGGUGGAUUCCGUGGUGGACGAGGUGGUGGCGGUUCCAGGUUUGGAGGUGGCGAAUAUGGUUCUGGUUAUAGAAGUCGAUCCCCUAUGGGUCAGCGAAGUGAGAACAACUGGUAAAUAGCUGCUACAUUCCACGGAAUAUUCUUCGUUCACGGCGAAAGUACAGUCGGUUUUCAAGAAUUUUCCAUCGUUCAUCAUGUAUUUAUACGAUAGUGCUGUUUUACUUGUUCAAUCACGGAUCAUUCACUGUAAAAUAACAUUCCUCAUUUUACUGAGCUGAUUUGUACUCAUCGUAAUAAAACACUUACCACAAAUUUA
This is a messenger RNA of Argiope bruennichi, 772 nucleotides long. Its product is annotated as RNA-binding protein Rsf1-like. Gene Ontology annotation, biological process: positive regulation of mRNA splicing, via spliceosome. The record is from RefSeq and is a predicted model, not a curated record. NCBI's taxonomy places the organism in Eukaryota, Metazoa, Arthropoda, Arachnida, Araneae, Araneidae. Gene Ontology annotation, molecular function: RNA binding. Gene Ontology annotation, cellular component: spliceosomal complex. The transcript has 3 exons. The coding region runs from base 92 to 571 and encodes 159 amino acids.